Aplysia californica (California sea hare) is the source of this 1990-nucleotide messenger RNA. RefSeq names its product nuclear speckle splicing regulatory protein 1. The transcript has 9 exons. NCBI's taxonomy places the organism in Eukaryota, Metazoa, Mollusca, Gastropoda, Aplysiida, Aplysiidae. The record is from RefSeq and is a predicted model, not a curated record. Gene Ontology annotation, biological process: regulation of alternative mRNA splicing, via spliceosome. Bases 396 to 1901 code for a protein of 501 amino acids.
UAUCAUUAGUAUAGAUCUAGCCUAGCUUUUGUUAUUGAUUAUUGAUUAAAGAACUUAGUAGAUCUAGAUCUAGAUCUAGACUUAGUAGUUGUGACCUAUAUAAGAACAAUCAGUAAGAUCUGCCAGCCUACACCUUUUUCUAGCCUUGCAGUCAGUUUUUGUACAAACAAUCACAGUGUACUUUAACUUUAGCAAGAGCAGGCGCUGGAGUCAUUCCUUUCUUUCUAAAUCAAGAGUGAUCAACGCUGUCGGAACGGGAAACGUGUGUCGUUUGACGUUUGAACAUUCUUGCAACAUUUAAAGAAGUUUGAACGUGAUUUAGAUCUAGAGAUUCUAGAUCUAGAUCUAGAAUCUGUAUACUGUAUUUCAACUUUCACUCUUCUCAGUCCAAAAAGAUGUCUCAAAAUAAAGUCUAUGGGCUGAUCUUGCCGAAAAAAAAUACUCAAGGGAAGGGAAGCAAACCAACAACCACCUCUUUCAAUGUGUUUGGAGAUGAGAGCGAUGAGGAGGAGACGACUCAGGUACCAGUGGCCCCAUACGGACAGGGAAAGUCUUCCAGUUCCAGCAAAAUGAAGAGACAGACUCAAAUGGACAUUGACAAAGCACUCCAAGAGGACCCAAGUGUGUAUGAGUAUGAUGAGAUCUAUGAUGAUAUGCAAGCUCAGAAGCCAAAGGUUGGAGCGAAAGAAAAGGAAAGCAAUACAAGUACAAAAGAUCGCAAGCCAAAGUACAUUGCUGGGUUGCUGAAGGCAGCUGAGGUGAAAAAGCGCGAGGAAGAAAGACGAAAAGAAAGACAGGUUCAAAAAGAAAGAGAGGCAGAAGGGGCGAAGUACGCAGAUAAAGAAUCGUUUGUCACUUCAGCUUACAAGAAGAAGAUGUUGGAGAUGCAAGCAGAGGAAGAGAGAGAGAGACAAGAGGCUGCCAUGGAAGCUAUGACAGAUGUCACCAAGCAGAAAGACAUGAGCGGUUUCUACAGAUAUCUGUACCGCCAGACUACAGGUGGUAAGGUGAAGCCAGAACCUCAAGUGAAAGAAGAAAAGGAUGAGAACAGGCAGAAUGACAGUAUCAAAGAGGAGCCUACGGAGACGCCAGAGACACAAGCUAGAGUGAAGGAAGAACCACAAUCCCCCACAGCGGCAGAGAGACGUUCCAGAUCUGCGUCUUCGUCAUCACAGUCUGGAUCAUCAGAGAGCGACUCGGAGCAACCGAAAACAUCGGGGAGAAAAGAAGACAAAGUCCAGUUUUCUAAGCGCAGCAAGGUGCAAGCUGCCAGCCAGUUUCGGAAGAAGAGAGCCGAUUUAUCACCUGGCUCGGAUACCUCUCCACAAAGGCAGAAAGAAAACUCUCCUCGUACUAGAAGACAUUCUCCAGAUGCCACCCAAGGUCAAAGUAAAUCAGGUGGCAGAAGAAAGCGUUCUAGAUCUAGGUCAAGGUCGAACAGUCCUCCAGCUCCGAGGAAAAGUUUGAAAUCAUCAUCUGAGAACAGAAGAAGAAAUCGUUCUCGUUCUCCCGAGAGAGAGAAGUCACAGUCUGUUUCUGGAGAACGACAUUCCUACGACACUCAGACACAAUCCAGAUCAUCAAAGGGAGACGAAUCUGGUAGUCACAGGGGACUUAAGUCUAACACUGGCGAAAGCGACAUGGUUACUUCCCCUGGUUCAGAUAAUUCACCCCGGGCGCGUUCAGAGGAAGUAAACGAUAGUAUCGUGGAUAAUCUGAAAGAAAUGAGAAAACAGACCGCUGCUGUCAUCGGACCAAAGCGAGGGAAAGAGAACAGCACUCCGAGUGUUGAUCCUGCCAAGAAAGUUUAUCCACAUCACAACUCGGUGAAAGAUAUCGAGGAGGCCAGAAAACGGUAUCUUCAAAGAAAAAUUGCUAGAGAAAGAGCGAGAAUGGCGUAAAUGUAGUGCAUUUGUCUCUGGAACUUUAUUGAUUUGAUGGUUGAUGCUUGAUGGUUUUUAAAUGUGAAAUUAAAAUGAACUGAUUUGUA